GACCGUCAAGAAGACUAGUUAGCCAUGGGUCGGGUUAUUAGGGCACAGAGACGCUCGCACGCGAUCUUCAAAUCGCACACCCACCACAACAAAAACCCUGCCCGACUCCGCAACCUCGACUUUGCCGAGCGAAAUGGCUACAUUCGCGGUGUUGUGAAGGAGAUCAUCCACGACGCUGGCCGUGGUGCUCCCCUCGCCGUCGUCGUCUUCCGGGACCCCUACCGCUACAAGCUCCGAAAAGAGACUUUCAUCGCCACUGAGGGCCUCCACACCGGCGCCUUCGUCUACUGCGGCAAGAAGGCCACCCUCAACGUCGGAAACGUCCUCCCCAUCUCCCAGUGCCCUGAGGGUACCAUCGUCUGCAACAUCGAGGAGAAGGUUGGCGACCGAGGCGCUCUCGCCCGCACCUCUGGAAACUACGCUACCGUCAUCGGCCACAACCCCGAGGACAACAAGACCCGUAUCCGUCUCCCCUCUGGUGCCAAGAAGACCGUUUCCGGCCAUGCUCGUGCUACCAUCGGUAUCGUCGCUGGUGGUGGACGUAUCGACAAGCCUUUGCUCAAGGCCGGCCGUGCUUACCACAAAUACAAGGCCAAGCGCUACAACUGGCCUCGCACUCGUGGUGUUGCUAUGAACCCCGUUGACCAUCCUCACGGUGGUGGUAACCACCAGCACAUCGGAAAGGCCUCCACCAUGGCCCGCUCCUCCGUCCCCGGUCAAAAAGUCGGUCUCAUCGCUGCCCGCAGAACUGGUCUGCUGCGCGGUACCGUCAAGGUCAAGGAAGUGUAAAUCACAUAAAACACAAUCCACGAUUUUCUUCUUCCUUGCAUCCAGCUUUUUGUUGUGCCGUACUGGUACAUACUCAUUCGACGUGUAUUGGUAUACUGCAUACACUAUGGGCACGAUUUUUUCCCUCGACCGCAUGUUACGAGACCCACACGCAUCCAUUAAACAAAUUUGUGUUUUGUAUGGCCCUUUUCUAUGAACAUAUGCACCCAUGGCAAUUCCUUUCC
This is a messenger RNA of Coprinopsis cinerea okayama7#130, 1013 nucleotides long. Its product is annotated as 60S ribosomal protein L2. Gene Ontology annotation, biological process: cytoplasmic translation. Bases 25 to 789 code for a protein of 254 amino acids. NCBI's taxonomy places the organism in Eukaryota, Fungi, Basidiomycota, Agaricomycetes, Agaricales, Psathyrellaceae. The record is from RefSeq and is a predicted model, not a curated record. Gene Ontology annotation, cellular component: cytosolic large ribosomal subunit; ribosome. The transcript is spliced from 5 exons. Gene Ontology annotation, molecular function: structural constituent of ribosome; RNA binding.